AUUCUUCAGUAGCACCACUGACACGCGAUCAUCUUCAUUUUACAUACCUAAUUUUACCUUGGAUUGAUUCCAAUUCAUAUUCUUCUAAAUAACCAUCGUUCACCAUGGUUCAGACCCGAAAAGAAAGAAAAGCGGCCGACAUCAAGCUUGCUCACCCCGAUCGAUCCGGUCCUAGCGAAGAGACCUUGCUAAAGCUCGCGGAAGAUCGCAACCUUUUUGAGCAAGCUGACCGACGUAAUGGGAAGCAGCCGGAUGAGAUCGAUGAUGAAGAACCCCUUUCCCCAAGGGCAGAAAGAAUUAUGGACGCCAUCCUCUGGAGCGUUAGUUUGUCAAUGCUGCAUUUUACUCUCGAUGUGCUGGUUCAACAUCAAUAUGCCGUCUCUAUCAUGUGGCCUCAGAUUGUAAUAAGAACAAUGCAAUCCUGUGCUGUGUUUACAUUGCUCAUUUAUGUGCUCCAUCCGCAUAAGGCUUUCCCAAAGUUUUGUCCCGGACUAUCAUUAAAAUACCAGGACCCUCUACGGCAGACUAUUUUCCUCGUUGCUAGCGUCUAUUCCGGUUGCUAUCUGAUUCACAUCUCAAAUAAGUACAGCUAUCUUGCCGUCAUGAAGCAAUCGCCACCCUUGGGUUGCAUCUGGGUUUGGUCCGUUAUCGAACUCAACCUACCUCUUGCUGUGCUCUCUUUAGCCAUUGCAGGCGGCUUCUUCCUCCAAGGCGGAUACACAAUCCAGGCGCCAUAUUAAAUAUAUUUGAUAGAGAAGCGGCAACUAUGUAACACUUUCCCGUCUUUUUCGGUUUUUAGGAUAUGGAUCUUCUCUGAGUGACUUUGGACCUGAGCUCUUUCUUGGGCGUGGACUAGUUGGUGACUUUUCUAUAUCACCAGCAACCCGAUUCCGAUGCAUUGUCCUGGACACAA
Messenger RNA from Annulohypoxylon maeteangense, 913 nucleotides. RefSeq lists its product as uncharacterized. Bases 105 to 740 code for a protein of 211 amino acids. The record is from RefSeq and is a predicted model, not a curated record. NCBI's taxonomy places the organism in Eukaryota, Fungi, Ascomycota, Sordariomycetes, Xylariales, Hypoxylaceae. The transcript has 2 exons.